ACAAAGAACUGUAAGACACGAAACAACAAUGGCAAAAGCGGGAACUUUACCUGCAUACGUGUAUGGAAACAUGCCUAAGGUUGCUGAUGCGCCACUUGUUCUGUCAUCAGACCAAGAAUCAAGCGAGAACAAAGAUGAGGAUGUAGCAGCCUACAAUUUUCCUGAUGAAUACGACUCGGAGUCAGAUGAAGAAAAUGAGGCGAAUUCAAUCGCAAACUUUUUGAUGGGCACUACUUCGUCAUUCGGUAGGGCUGUCAGAUUUAAUAGUCGUUUGAUGUUCUAAACUUUACGUUCCAAGCUGUAAGUACAUGAUUCUAUACGUUCUAAUACAUACAUGGUCAUACAUGUGCUUUUUCUAUGUAUUUUCGUAUAGCAGCACCCUGCGCGUCGUCACUGGAUUAACUGCCAGGGGCGGUUGUAUAAAAGUCUUAACUAUUUUUUAACUACCUGUUUUGCAGUUAAAUGUCUUAAAUAGUAGUUAACUCUAAAUACACGGUUCUCAUUGGAUAACUUUUUGCACUUAACUAUAGCUAACUUUAACUACUUUUUUAUACAACCGGCACCAGUUGAAACUUGUGUUUGCUUUGACGCUUUAAAUUAUAUUUUCUAUGAACAGAGAAAGGUUAUGCAAGUAGAUACAAGCAAAUAUAGAAACCACAGUCGAGACAGUCAACAUAAAAAUGAAGGGUCCAUGCUCAACUUUAUUGCUUUUAGUGAUAGUUAUUGAAAAUUUGUCUGUCAUCAGUCUCAUUAAUGUCAUCAUACCUCAUCUACAUGUAUGAUUACAUUGAUUGCGGUUUAAUAAGAUUUAGAAGCUUCUUCAAUGUUAACACGUUCUUUGAAAAUCUCGCUAUCCAUUGUUUACUUCCAAAUCAUGACUACUGGGUCACUACUUUGGGCAGUGUCAGAAUAAAGGCAGGAACGGGAAAUUGGGAUGAGGCAUGGCAGGAUAACGGGAUUUUAAGUGAAAAUUUGGCAGGAUGGCAGGAUUUUGGAACCCAGUACAGGCCCCUCAUUGUUGGUCAUCUUGUGAUUUUUCUCUUGCUUUUCAUGACUUUAACACAUUUCAGGAUCGAUCAGGAGUAUUGUGGAGACUAGAAACAUUUAAAUAAUAUAUUGAACAAUAAGUAAACCUACAAAUGUUGCAUUUCAAACGAUAUUUCAGACAGUCCUAAAGUCGCUUUAAUGAUAUUCACCUUUAAUUAACUCUUUUACCAACGAAAAGAUAAAAACUCCUUUAAAGAGGGGGAAAAGUCCCUUCUGCGCAUGUACGGAGUUUGUUUAUGUUUUUGUUUAGAACUGCAUUAUUAGCAUAAGAUGAAAUAUACCAGUAUAGUAACACUCUCUCUUUGACUAUUUUCAAUUUGCAUAUGGCUGACGCACUUGAAGAAAGCUUCUCGCAGGAAGACUUAGAAAUAAGUCAAAUAGAGGAGCUUGCAAGAUUACCAAACGUAGACACAAUAUUACAACAUGCCAAUGCUUUGGCUGUUAUUGUUGCCUGUGUGAAAAUGGAAGAAACUUCUGUCCAUGUAAAAACAUAAAAUAAAUUCCGAAAAUAGACAUCUUGUGUUCUUGAUAUUCAAGAUAAAAACAAGAGUGUAAAGGCAGAGUCGGUAAUAUUUCAUCUUUAUUCCAAAGACAUCGUCAGACCUAUGAAAUUACAAGCAAGCUGUGAUCUAUAUGUAUAGCUAUUUACAGAUGUAGCGGAAAUAUAAAAUUACAGGUUUUGUGUGUAAGCCAAUGUGAUGGACUAAUGGCUUUAGAACAAUGAUAGUUUUUUUUACAAGCUUUUAGACCACUAUUGAGUUGUGGCAUAUUACGCUUUAUCAGUAGUGCUUCUAGGAUAAGGAGUUGUUUAGGAUUAUUAUUAUUACAACGAUAUAGGAUUUUUGUAUUAGUUUGAAUAAGAUUACAAGGAUUGCAAAGUCAAGUGAAGUCUUCCUCAGAAUCAAUGUCAGGAAAUGAGAAAAGGCAAGAGAUGAAGUGUGCAUCAGGACAGUCUAAGAGAUGUUGAGAUAUGGCACUAGAAUUGUUGUAGUUGGUAGCGUGCUGUGUUAGUCUCGUUUGUAGGUUACAUUCAGUUUUACCUAUGUACGUUUGCCCACAACCAGGACUCUUGUUUUUAUCAUGAAUAUCAAGAACACAAGAUGUCUAUUUUUGGAAUUUGUUUUAUUUUGUAUUUUCUGAAGUUGGCUGCUUGUCGUGCUUGUUGGCUGCUUUGUCGUGUUAGGGGCUUCGGUGGCCAAGUGGUUAGCGCACUUGCCUUUCACCUCUAAGGUCGCAGGUUCGAAUCUCAGUGAGAACUUCUCAAUGUGACUCGAACCCAGUCCUCAUGUGAAAAGAGUAAAAGUCAACGCUCUGCCGAAAGUCGUGGGUUUUCUCCGGGCACUCCGUGUUUCCUCCCACAGGGAAAGUUGACAGGGUGGGUUAUGCACAUAGGUCUGGAGGCAGAUCAUUAUUAAUGAGGUAUGGACUAAUAGCGGCAGCUGCUCAAGCGCCAUUUGUAAGCUCAACGUCUACCUCGGUCUGCUUCACGUCAGUCCGGUUCUAUCUAUCUAUUCAUAAUGUAACCAGUCACUGAAAAGCCCUGAUAUAGGGAGUGUGCUGUGAAAUAUCUGUAUGUAAAAGCAUGGAUAAGUAUUGUUCGAACGUGUGUCAUGGCGGCGAUUUAUGGUCUUGCAUGAACAAUCCAAGACUCCAGGAAAGCGACAGCGAAGAGUCAGGUGAUACAACGGUAAAAUUUUACUUUAAUCUCAUUUGAUUUGGUUUAAUGAUCCUUUGAAAGUAUAUUUUUGUAAGCUUGAAACAAAUUUGUGGUGCGUAUAUGCAAAUUGGCUCAUUGCUGAAUCAUUUCCGAUAUGUGACGAUAUUUUUAGUCAAUCACAUCACAAUUUUAAAUGAAUACAAGUCUUUGGUACGAAUCUGACCACAUUAAAUAGUUUUGUACUAUAGAUACAUCAUACUUGUGUCAAACGUUUUAUGUAAUAAAUGGGCUAACUUGCAAUCGGACGCCAUUUUCUGGUCGAAUUCGGUAGCUAUUUAAAAACCAACAUAUUUGAGAGUUUUGCUUUACUUUUUCAAAUUUGAAUAUCAAUGUAUUUUAGUACUAUGCUUGUAGCAUACAGUAUAAAACCAAAAAUUUAUAAGCAGUUUUAUAUUUAAACAAGACGCCGACUCGGCGUUAACCUCGAGUCGGUGGAUAGGGGAUCGUCUGGUAAAUAUCCAAAAAUUGUGUAAAUCACGAUAGUUUAAUAGUUCACUAGUAUAAAUGGUGAAUCAGUUAAUCAAAGCUCCGUUUUAAUAUUUUAUUGAUAAUAAUUACUGGCCCUCAUCAAACCUAUUGUUUUCUCUCUGCAUUAUAUCAGCGAAUGUCGAGAAGUUUUCAUUUAACGUUCUACUGAAAAACGGGAGCGGCCUUUUUGGUUGUAUAAGGAAAUUCCGGCUCAGGGGUAAAUGUUUAUACGCGUCAUAUUCUAUGUACGCGUUAAAAUAGCACACAACAUUAUUAAAAAUAAUGCAGCGUGCAUCAGUGCACACAGACAUUAUUGGCAAUAAUGCAUCUUCGUCACCCUGACAUGUAAACGCAGCAACGUACAGUAGUCUUCCAGCCGAAAAUAAUUACUUUUGAUUCGGGUCAGUAAUUAUAAUAGAUAACAAGUGAAAGUUGGCCGCGAUAUUCCCAUGCUAUGCAUACAAAGUAUUGUGCAUUAUAUCAACAUAUACUCGAGAAUAGUUAUCCAGCUAAACAUCUAUGUCAACAUUAUCACAUCUUCUGGUUUUAAAUAAAAAAUUUUGACGGAUUUUGUGCAAGGACAGCUUCGGGUUCCGUUUUGCUUUGGCCGAUGCUUGAAAUAAUCCGGAAGUACACUUAUUUACCGGAAGUUGUCGUCUCCUCUGCAGGCUCUUCAACUACGCACGCGGCUCGACACAAAUGGGAAAAAAAAAAGAAAAAAAAUAGGAGCCGAAUUUAUGACCUCGGUGUCAUACCGACCCGAGGUAAUAAAAGCAGAUUACAGAGUGUCAUUUUAAUAUAUUUUAGGACUCCGACUUCUUUCUUCAAGGAGAUGAAAUCCCUACAAAGAAAGGACAAGGCAGAGGACGUGGCAGUGGACGAGGCAGGGGUCAAGCUGCAGGAAGUUCCAGUGGAGGGACAAGAUGCCAAACUUCAGCCUGAAGAAGAUUCUGAGCAGAAUCAAGCCAACCAUGAGGAACAAAUAGUGGUAAGAUAAUUUAAAAUUGGUAUAUUGUGCUUGUCAAUAUUUGGCCAGAUAAAAGGAUAGUUGAACAAUGGCUGAAAGCUGGUCAUACAAUCUCUCAAAGUUAAAUAUGAAUUCCAUUUUGAAUUGAAUUUACUAAACUAAUAUUUGGUUACUGGUACAUAGGAAUUGCAGCAAUAGGCUUGAAUAUAUUGUAAGUAAAUGUCCAUGGCUGAGAAAACCUUGUGCAAAAAGCCAAAUUCACCCUCAGUACCACAAAAUUGUUCACCAACACCAAACAGCGUACCAAAACAUUCCAUAAAUCCAAUGUUUAUAUAUACAUGCAUCUAAUCAUUCAACAAGGCCCUUUCUCCUUCAUACAAAUUUUUUUAAUCUAUACUUGAGACCAUUUCAACAUGAAACAGACCAUGUCAUGCAGGUUAAAUGUUAUAAAGUGGCCUGCCAUUUAAAUUUGGCAUUGUUUUAUUUUUCCUCCCCUAAGUUCCAAUGUUGUCCCCUAAGUCAGAAGUAAAUGGUGGGUGCAUAAUUAUAGAAAAAUUAUCCUUUAUUGCAGAAUCUUGUAGAUGGCUUGAAUGUCGACCAACGUAGAAGGUUGGCCUUAGAGCUUCUAAGGAGGCAGCCAGCAGCUUAUGCUGAUCUGGUCAAUGGGGACAUUCCUGCUGGAGAUUGAGUUGAUCCACCAGAUCCCCCUCGUGAGGAAAAUGUUCCAGAGUGGUGCAGGUGUGGGCAUUGUGUGAUAAUGCCCACACAAGAAAAUAAAUGCUGCACAAGACAGAGACGAGCAUGCAUUACAAACGACACUGUUGUUUCAACCAGGGCUGCAUAAAAUAUUUCAUUUUCUGGGACCACAAAGCCAACAAAAAUAUUUUCUGCAGACAAACACUGCCAUUUAAAUUUGGCAUUGUUUUAUUUUUCCUCCUCUAAGUUCCAAUGUUGUCCCCUAAGUCACAAGUAAAUGGUGGGUGCAUAAUUAUAGAAAAAUUAUCCUUUAUUGCAGAAUCUUGUAGAUGGCUUGAAUGUCGACCAACGUAGAAGGUUGGCCUUAGAGCUUCUAAGGAGGCAGCCAGCAGCUUAUGCUGAUCUGGUCAAUGGGGACAUUCCUGCUGGAGAUUGAGUUGAUCCACCAGAUCCCCCUCGUGAGGAAAAUGUUCCAGAGUGGUGCAGGUGUGGGCAUUGUGUGAUAAUGCCCACACAAGAAAAUAAAUGCUGCACAAGAUAGAGACGAGCAUGCAUUACAAACGACACUGUUGUUUCAACCAGGGCUGCAUAAAAUAUUUCAUUUUCUGGGACCAGAAAGCCAACAAAAAUAUUUUCUGCAGACAAACACUGUGAAUCUUGUGUUUAAAUUUGAUCAUCACCAAACAAGGUUCAGUGUAUUUUAUGCACCAUUUCAUUAGAUUUGAAACCAAUAUAGACGUAUUUUACCCUGCUAGCAGUGGUUUCUAGCUGAGCUGAGGAGAAAUUAACCACUGCGAGCAAAUGAACGAUCGUUUCAUUGUAGCCGCCGUCCAAAUUAAUGGACAAAUACAUUAAAUGAGAAUCCAGUAAAACAAGUUUGACAGGUUUUUGUUAUUGUGCACAUGGGUAACUGCUUGGCACUGCUGGUAAAAUGCGAGCCAGUUGUAAUAAAACAACACGAUUACACUCUAAGUAUAGUAACUUGAAAUUAUAUAUUAAGAUGACUUGAAAACCGGCUACAGUUCAACAGAGUAACUAUAAAUUCACAUAUUGCAACAAAAAUCAACACCUUUUACAGAAAUAGUAGCGCAGUCACGACGAUCUUUCAUCAGUUGAAAUUUGUAGCGGUUGAGGUCGCAACAAUCAAAAAUUGCAAUAAUUGUCAAAAUCAACAGUAAUUGGAAACGUUAUUAUAUUAUUAUAUUUGGAAACUUUGGAAUUGGAAUUUAUCGAAAAUCUUAACACAAUCUCCAACAUUUAAGUAACACAAAUUAAGUUUCCAGACCGAAUUAAAAAAUUGAUAUUGAUCAGAUAAAUACAAAAAUUUAAAAAGAUAUAACAGAAUUCUAAUGCACAAUUUGUAGCCAUAGGGUGCAACAUGGUCUCUCGUUUUGUAUGAUGAUAUAUGACAUACGCACGCACGUAUGAUGCAUUGUAUCAUACACACGUUCUUUCUCACAACAGUCCCAGACUCCCAGGGCCAUGCAACGUAAAAGACAAGAUGGCGGACAGUUCUGAUAGUGCUAGCUCUAGCACUGUUCGAACUGUUUGGUUUAAAGCAGGGGGCAUAUCCACAGAAACGGAUAUCGCAUCAAAAAUUGAGAAAAUUAUUGAAUGCGGAAAAGAUUUUCGUCGGCCUAGAACGAAGAAGAGUGCAAACCAGCGUUGGAUUUCUUGAUGAUUGUGGAAGAACAAUUAUUAAUAACGAGAGACCACGUUGCCCUCGAAAACGUAUAAAUAAUUUGAAAGAUGUUCAACGUAAUAAAAACACUGGAAAUGGUUAGUGAGCUGAUCUAGGUUUUAAGUUUUGUCAUAAUUUCGGUUAUUGUCUUUAAUCAAUUAUUUGCAUGCAGUACUGGCGUAUUGCAGUGUGUCCAUGGUAUAUCAUUAUGUUAUUAUUUAAAACACGAGCAGUAUAUCUGAUAAAGCACUCCUGCUUGUGUUUUAAAUAGCUUAGAAAACGACCCAUCUGAUGAGGUCAUUGGCGAAGUAAUUUAAAAAUAAACAUUGUACAAGGCAGUCGGGGUCUCUAUUAUGUAUAGUACCAGUAAGAUGGAAGAUAAGUUCUUUUAAAUUAAGGUUUCAGGUUUUACAAUAAAAAAUAUUUGUGCAUAUGUAGCUUUCAAUCCUUGUGCCCGGAUCUUCAUAUUAUUUGCACUGAUGAAGAUCCAGGCACACAGAUCAAACACUAUUGCACUAACUAUGCACAAAUAAUUUUUACAUGGUAUUAUAUACAAAACAAAGCUACAUGGAAGAUGGUAAAAUGGAAGAUGUAUGUACCUUUAGACAUAUACCUGGCUUACCAGUAUAAAAUUUCCUAGCAUUUGCCAUAAUGAUUACAGUUGUUUUGUUCUCAUAAUUGUUUGGCAAUUAAUAAAGCAUAGAUGUGUUUAUUUUUAAUGUACUCUUUGGCAAACCUUUAUGCUCUGUUUAAUGCCUCUUCAUAUCAGAGCCCUUAAAAAAUGUUUCUUUUUCAUUUUUGGGUGGGAGGUUGUGAUGGGGCGGGGGAAGGUCAUGCCUGUAAGUGCUCCCUUUCUGGCUUUCUCAGAUUACCUGGUAAAUUAAGUAUGGGCCAGUCCACUCAGGACUGAUCUUAUUCCCAGUUGCUUUGUUUUAGUGCUAUUUUAAUUUAUAAUUGUGCAUGCCAUUUGUUUGCAUUGUGUAAUAUGUACCGUAUGUCCCAAAAUUAAAUGCCCACUACUACAGCCAUAUAGUAUAUGCUGUGUAAACUAAGUAUUUGAAUUUUUUUUAUUGUUUAUAGUAGAUGUAUUCACAUCUGAUAAUGAUUUGGUUCCUGAAGUUGAUCACUUUAUUAAUGAUGAUCAGUUUAAGACUCCAGGUUAGUAGACUAAGUACUCUAUGGCUAUACAAUGCUCACACAAUAUUUUUAAAUAUUGAAUUAAAUGUAAGUUGAGAAACAUGUGUUAAAUUAAGAUUUGUGCUGUCUUGUAAGGUAUAUAAAAGUUAUUCUGCACCAUUGCUUCUACAUACAAAAAUGUGUAUAUUGUUACUUUUUCUUUAGAUGAUGAUAACCUCACCAUCCUAAUUGGGGAAUGUGAAAAAUUGCUUGAUGAAGAUUCAGUAAAUCAGCAACAAAAUAAAUUUAACUGGGACAAGAGGAUGACUAAUUUAAAUUCUAAUUGGGAAUCAUCUCAGCAAAAAAUAUUUGAGACUCUUUUAUCUUGUGCAGCAGUUAUCCCAAGUGUUUGUUCUAAAUGUUUCAGCCAAGAAACCAGAAUAUAUUGUGGGGAAUGUACUGAUUCAAAACACUUAUGUUUAUCUUGUGAUGAGGAAGUGCACCAAAAGUUCCCACUUCAUGAUAGAGAUGGAAUUUAUCAUGGUUACUGUAAAGCACUUUCACCUAGACAAUCAUUAAGUGUUGAUGGUAAACUUCAAACUUUUAGUGAGUAUGGUUGAUUAUUUUGUGUUGCCUUCUAUUAUUCAAAAUUAUGCGAUUAAAUUUCAUGUACAUGUACUUUACCUGGUACUGUACAUAGUUUUAUUUAAAUUUACAAUUAAUAAUUUCUCGUACUGACAUUUUUGCAUAUUUACGGCUCAUGCCUUUGAUAGCCAAUUUGCUAUAAUAAAAUGGCGGCAUGUUUGUCUACCUACAAUCCUUUUGCGGCAGCAAGCAUAAAUCAGUCAGAAAGAGUGACAAGAAAAACAGACAAUGACAUGAAGCUUUAAUUGUGUGUCAUUAAGUAAAAAACUUUUUAAUGUAAGCUGUUUCAAAUCAUUUCCGAUCACAAUCUGCUGUAGGUAGAUCAACAGCCGCCAAUUUCUUUAUUAUGGCGGAUUAAAGGGAAUCUACAGUCAUUUUUGUUUGGCUGUGCCAGCUUAACCUUUGUUUACACUUUUUGUUCCAUUUCAUUGUUUUACCAGACGUUCAUAAUUAUUUUCACAGUACUACAUGUGAGAUACUGUCAUAAGAACUUCUGGUGGAGUCCUCUAACUUUUUAUUUAAAGGUGGCAUAGAUAAAUAAAAACGACUGUAGAUUCCCUUUAAUUAAGGCAGUUGAUAUUUAAAUCAGAUUGAUGAGUAAAUUAAAUCACAAUGCUGCUUAACCAUUGAGCCGCAAUGCACCCCAGUGUGCCCUAAGUAUUUCUAGAUCUGUGAGUGCACCCUACUUAUUUUUUACCUUUUUACUUGCCUAAAGUCUAGCCUGCGAACAGGCUCUCAAGGUGAAAUGAGAGCCUGCAUAGAUGAGUAAUGAAUUUGAAUAUCUGCGUCUCAAAUCGUGACGCAAAAUUCUCAUUGGUCAGAUGCUAUAAUUUAUAUGUUUCCGCUGAGCUCUAUAUAUGUCAACUGCAGAAGCACUAUGCAUAAAAAACACAUUAACUGAUCAAAUUGGUGUUGGCCAUCUUAUCUCAAAGCACGAAAUGUUCUGUUUUGAGAAAACAGUAUUUAAAACAUUUAAACUUUUGCUUGAAUAUCUUAUAUUUUGAAAAACAGUAUAAACUGUACGGUCUAAAUUUAGUUUGCACAGUCUAAAUUUAGUUUGCACAAAAGUUGUAAACAACAUCAUAUAAGGAUAGACAUUCCAUAUUUGGAAAAACGAAUGUUAUGGGGCAGAUAUUCAAAAUUGUAUAUCAUCAGUGCAGGCUCUCAUUUCACCUUGACAGCCUGUUCACAGGCUACCUAAAGUCAGGCGAUUUUACUCGUCAAUGGGGAAGCUCUGCAGCUUAAAGGGUUAACCAAAAAAUCCGACAAUGUCUCUAAUUAACCCACUGAGCCGCAAUGCGCCCUACUUAUUUUUUACUUGUCUAAUGCCAGACAAUUUUACUUGUCAAUGGGGUUAAAUUGUGCAUGUAUUGUAUUUUUUUUUAUUUGCAGAACGCUUUCCCCAAGUGUUGGCCAUUGCCCUUCAUGCCUGUCCAUUGGCACAAUGAUUCCAGUUUGUACUGAAAGUCAAUGCAUAGUUGUUACAAUCAAAGGUGUUUUAAUAUUUAUACAUGUAUAAAUUAAGUAAGGCGAGACUUUUUUAUUUGUCGGUUUAUGGAUUUGACUUUAAAAAAACCCAGGUCGGUAGGUCAGAAGAAAGUUAAAAGAAACAUUGUUUUUCAAGAUUGUCACAACGAUAACAUGAGGCAGCAGUAUUUAGAGUCGGAUUUUACUCGGUGUGUACUUCAUGUCUGAACCCCAAAUUAACUAAAAUCGUAAAAUUGUUGAGACAUCCAAUUUUUAUUUAUUUUUCACUUUCUGAUAAUUUACAGUCGGCGCAUGGGCGUACCGGGCGGGGGGGUGGUGGAGGUGGCGGCAAACAAAGGGCAAACAAAGCCAGUUGGCCAAUAUUUGCUUCACAGUCAGGCAAUAUUUGCUUAUUAUAAAAAUAAAUGGGACAAAUUCUAUCAAUUUUGUGGGAAAUUCUGUCAAUUUUUUGGGAAAUACAGUAUGCUAUCUAAUAGGAAUUUUUCGUAAUCACUCCUCCCCGUCAACAACAAUUUUGGAAAGUUUCUCCAGAAAAUUUUUUUGACAACUCGGGCACAAUCCGAAAAAGGCGGGCAAAUUUCUUUCCGCCCACCCUAAUUUUUUCCUUCCCGUACGCCUAUGAGUCGGCGGAUCCGUAAACCAAUGAAUAAAAAGUCUCGCAUAAACUGUACAAUUAAUGCCUUCCCUUUGUAUCUUAUUAACCUAUCAAUUAAGUUUAAUUUAUAUUAUAUACAUGACAAAAUUACUAUAAUCCGAUUGAAGCCCAAUUUUUCAUUAUUAAUUGCCUUCUGGAGAGUUCAAAUCGUUAAUGGUGGCAGCUUUGUAAAGUCUGUAAACAUGUGAGGAAAGUGUCCAUUAAUUAACGGGUUAAUUCGGUUUUCGCACAAUAUGAAGAAUUAUCAAGCCCUCAAUUUGCCGUUAUCAAUCUCAGCCUUCGGCUUCGGUUGAUAACGGCAAACUUCGAGCUUGAUAAUUCUUCAUAUCAUGCUCAACCCCUCAUGCAAUAAUUGUUUUAUUAUUUAUUUAAAAACUUCAAAACAAACUGAAGAAGCCAUUUGUAUUUUAUUUGUAUUAAGAAAAAAACAGUUCGUUAAUACUUUGGCAGCCGUCGUCAUCGUCAUAUCAAUGGCGUCAGUGAGUCAAUAUGAUUCUCGUUGUCAUAGUAAUAUGGCGCAAACACGUCCAAAUUUUUUUCAUAUUGUCUCUUUGAUGUCAUUUUGCUAAUAUGAAUGUGAAAAAUCCAUAUUUGGUUAGCCAUUGAGUUGAUAUGACAAUUUCACCGUUGGCUGUUAGCCAAUCAGAAACCAGGAAUUUUUUAAAUAAAUAAUAAAUAAUAUUAUUAUUCUUUGUACUAUAUUCUCGUAUUCUUAUUGGUUGAAAGCCCACAGAUAAUUUUCCGUAUCUCGGUGCAGCUAUGAACAUGGCAAAUAAAUCUCGUAUCUGCAUGUGGACAUGACAAAUUGAUAAUUCAACAUCGUAUCUGUAGGUGCCAGCGUAUUUUUGCAGUGGUAAUGGGUAUUUUGCAUGAAUUUGAAAAGAGCGGGAAAUUUUGAAAAAUUAUUUUAUUUUGACAAUGGCUUCUUCUGUUUUUGUUAGAGAAUGGAUAAUAAAAGAAGUAUUGAAUUCGGUUUACGCAGGAUAUCAGAAUUAUUCAGACCUCGGUCAACUUUAUCUGCCUCAGCUUCGCUUUCGGCAGAUAACGCUGACCUCGGUCUAAACAAUUCUGAUAUCCUGCGUAAGCCGAAUUCAAUAAUUCUUAAAUAUUAACAAGAGGCAAUUUUUCUCUUUGUUGUGAGUUUGCAAUCAUGACAAGCAUCCAAAGCAUAGUAAUAAAUUUGAAAUAAUGCAGUCAUACAUGGCCAUAAGGUAUUACACUUGAUUAUACUCAUAAGUUUUGAGUGUGUGUUGUGUAAGAGAUACAAAAAACUAAUGUUUUAAUAGUGACAUAAUUUGUUGUUGUAGGUAGAUAUGACUUGGAUAAAGCAGAAUUCCACUGUUCCGCUUGCCAACAUGUAUUUUCACCAUGGUCUCUGGAAAGUCUUGUUAAACUUGGGUUUUGGCCUGGAACUCCCAAUAAUACAAUUCAUGUAUUCGACAUGGAUAUCCUACAACAAUGGGAUUUAAUGCAGAAACGAAUGCCAGGGGUUUCAGAAAGAGCGUUUUUAAAAUCAUUGGAAGAUUACUCUUGUGAGAAGGGGAGGGUAUGUACAGUAGCACUAUACAAUUAUUAACAUUUAAGAAGUGGAUGCACCAUGUUGUGCUCUGACCCUGUAUCCCAUAUCUGUCCCGAACUAGUAAUGCAAUCAGUACUUUUAAAUUCCAGUAUUUCUUUGUUUCAAUUAAGGAUGGGAUCAUAAACCAUUCUACAUUUGGGAGUUCUUUUCGUGAGUGGAAAUUUUGCAAAUAUGAGAUAGAUCAAUUGAUGGGAAAGAAUUUUAUGGAAUGUCCUUGCUGUAACCCAAGUCAGCAUUCUGCUCAUGUUGAUAGUAACAUGAAGCUGUAUCGUUUCAAAUCAGCCGGAAGGUUAUUGAGUGUUGUUUGUUAAUAUAAUUAAAUAUUACCACAGUUAUUAAUAAUACAGUACCUAUAUAUGUAUGUAAGCUUAUGCAUCGGCUGUUUUUUAUGUAUAAUUACUUAUUUUUAAUAGUUAUUUCGCCACUGACUUUAGUCUAAAUGACCGUCAUCUAUUAACUGUGUUAUAAAAAAUGUAUAUAUGAUAUGUAAGUUAAUGUAAAACAUCAUACUUUCUGGUCUUAUCACAUUUGCAUGUAGUUUCAAUGAUAACUUCAAUCUUUGCAAAAAUGUUGGGACACUUGUCCUUAAAUGUAACAGAUGUUUCCCCUCCCCCUUUUACAAUGUUUUUUUUUCACAAAUGAAGUGGAUUAAAUUACGGUAAAAUUAGUGAUGUGUGAAACAACAUUGAAAAGGGGGAUGGGGGACAUCACCGAAUGAGUCCCAGCACCCAUUUAUUUGUGUAGUAGAUAUUUUAGCAAGUGUCCCAACUGGGGCUUCAGUGGCGAAGUUGUUAGCACACUUGCCUUUCACCUCUAAGACCGUAGUUUCAAGCCUCGGUGAGAACCUUCUCGAUGUGACUCGAACCCAGUCCUCGUGCGAGAAGAGUAAAGGUCAACGCUCUGCCGAAAGUCAUGGAUUUUCUCCAUGUACUCUGGUUCCUCUCACAUGGGGAAAGUUGGCAGGGUGGGUUGGGUAAAAGGGCCCACAGUAAUUGGCAUAUGCUGUUGUGGUGACCCUGCCCUAGUUGGCAAAGCUUAGUAAAUAAAUAAUUUCUGCAGUGAUUGUAGAUAGGCUUAAAUUAAGUGCCUUUUAAUUUGACAAUUGAUUAUUGUGUGUUUUAAUUUCAGGCAACAGAGUGAGCCAUACUAUAAAGAAAUUUUCAUUGCUUCCAAAAUGAAAGUUGACCAGCACAUUCAAGAAGUGUACUGUAAGAAAUCAACAGAUGAGGUACAGCAAUAUGAUUGGAUUGUCUAAAUAUAAGUUGGUACUUCACAAUGCACACAUAAUUGUGCAUGUACAGUAUAUGUAUAUUAUACUCGCAGAUAGAACAGCUUUUGUGUUUCAUUUAGGUAGCGUUGUCGGUGAUGCAUGCAAAAGCUCAUUCAUGGUCAUGUCAGGUACCUACACUGUUUUGUUAUGGUUUUCCCAAUAAAUUCCCAUUAGGUACUGAAUGGAAUGGUGUAAGCAUCAAUACAUUUGAAAUUAAGCAUCAUGUGCUCUACCUGCAUGUGCAAUAGAACCAAUGUAGUGUUUACUUAUCGACUAUGCAGUUGUCAAUUUACACUGUAUUCGAGACACACGCUUUUACUUAUGUUACAUGUGUUAUGGGGUGGUCGUUGGCAGGAUGGAGCUUGUGGCACCACCGGAGAAGUAGAGCUCGUAAAUGCUCACUUUUCUCGUCAUGGUACUACAACAAAACACAUGCUUCCUGAGAGUAAGAUACAAACUGUAUUUGUUUCCAAAAUGUAUUUCCAAAAUGUAUACAAACUGUAUUAGUUUCCAAAAUGUUGGACUUCAAUUCCGUUCAUAAUUGUCUUCAAUUAACGUUAUUUAUUUUAGGGAGAGAAGAACUCUUGACAGAACAUGCUCUUUCUUGGAACAAAAGAAAAAUUGAUGAUCUACCAAACUCAUUACCAAAACGUUAUGCCAAGGUUUGUUAAAUUAAUAUCCUGUUUUAUUGUGGUCUUCUACAUGUACUUACGACGUCUCUUCCCUUAAGCCUGGUGCACACGAUUUUUUAGUCGCCCGAUAAAAAUCGUUUGACUAAAACUAACAAAAUUGUUGUGUGUGCGGUGUCAUUUUUAACCGAUUUUUGUUUCUCGAUUUUAAUCGGACAACAUCAAAACGUUUUGAUAUUAUACGAUUUUUAUCGGUGGAAUUUUAAGUAUAACCAAUCAGAUUUUAUGCUGUGAUCACGUGCUUGUAUUUAUUUGGCAACAUGGCAGCUACAGUUCAGGGAGCAUAUUUUUUUCGUAAUCGUGUGCGGAGUUAUACCGAUGUAUAUCGGUAUGUUAAACGAUUUUUAUCGGCCGACUAAAAUCGCAUCGUGUGCGCCAGGCAUGAGUGGUUUACGAUACUAACGCCGUGUUUGACACCAUUAUAAAUUGACCAGAUAAAUUACAUACAGAUGAUGUUCCUUAUUUUGUCGAAUGAGUGUGCUUUUCUCUGAAUUUUUUUCACUAGAUUACAGUUCAGGCUUAUAUAAAUAAUUGUUUUAUGCUUAUGUUCAUUAGGAGACAAUAAGUGAUUACAAAGAUUGUUAAGUAAAGCGCUGGUUUAGGCAUAUGGUUUGUGAAUGUGGUAAUUCUCCAGUUUGAACAUGCAACAAAAUAGCGUUAUUAAUAAGUUUGUUUGUUUGUUGUGAGAAAAGUCUGUCACUCUGUAAUAUACGAGGUACUGUAAUGUUAAAUGAGAUUUUACAGCCCUGUAUUAUAUAUUAUUUUGUGCAGGCAAAGGUUAAAUGGAACAAAGCUAAACUCGAAAUGAUUCAGUUAAUGGGGGAUUUAUCUAUCAGUGACAUAGACAAGAAGAUAUCUGGUUGGAUGAGGGAUGUGAAAGAUAUCGCCAAAGGUUAGUAACGUACAAUGUUAUGCGCAGGUAUCUGGCUUGGGAUUCCAAACAUGCAAGUCCAGUUGACAUUUAUCAAGCAUGAUAACUAUGAAAUCUUAUCAAAUUAACUAAUUGCUUUUCGUACAUGUUUCAAAAAACGAAGUAAAGAAUAUGUUGUUUAGCAAAGAAAAUCACAAUUAGAAUGUUGAAAUUUGCCAUUUGUGAAUCGUGAUCAAAGCAGGAAAUGGCAUUUACCAUACUGUGGUCGAUCAAAUUUUCGGGGAAAACAAAUCGCCGGAUCCUCUUAUAAUCUGUGUUCCUUGGUUAUUAUCUCGGGAAACGACCCUAUUAUUGUGUGUACAUGUGUAAUACAGUAUAUUAUAGUGUAUAUGAUGUACAGUAUCUGUCACAGUGCUUAAGUAGAUGUAGUCGCUGCGUACAUGUUAUUUAUCUGUUGCUUGAUUUUGUUUCUACACAGAACAAGAAUUGUGCCACAAGCCACCUCCAUUGUCAUCACAUGAACGAUAUUUUCUUGGUGCAUCAUUAGAGAAAGACGAGUUAUCUUUGGAAAUAAAAUCCAUCUGCUAGGAUGUUAUCCAUUGGAAUCCAUUUGUUAUUUUCGAAAACCCUGAAGAGUAUCACAAAGAAAGUAUGUGUCCAUGGCUUAAGAGAACUUCUGCUUAGUUGUUCACCGGACGAUGAUAUCACCACAAAAAACAUUGGAAAAGAGUCUUUAAAAUCCAGGUACAUUACGUACAGUAUAUCGAUAGAGUAGAUGAGCAGGCAGUGGAAAAGACUAUACGUCAUAUGAUUUAGGAUUAUAACUGUAGUUCAUAUGAUUACCACUGUACUAGCUCCCAAGACUACUGGUAAAUUAGUUCAUAUACGACUAUAUUAGUUCAAACGACCGUGUCAGCUCAAACAAAUGUACCAGCUCAUAUACGACACUUGGGUUUCCACAAUUACUGUUAACUACACACCUCCCAACAAUAAUAUAACUGACAAUGUGUGGUCCUUUAGGUGCCUUGAUGAUUUACAAAGACAACUGAUGUUCAAACACUUUGCCAUUGCACAGUUAUCGUAUAACAUGGGGAAAUGUGCAGGUACGUACAUUGUUGUGCAGUGUAUGCGUGUGCUACUAUGUUUUCAAUGAAUAGGCAGCCGUAGUAUACAAUAUUGGAUCAUUAUUUUAAGAUUCAUCCAAGCAGCGAACCCGUCUAAGGGCAAAGAUAACAACGGAGAAGGUUGCGUUACAAAAAUCAGUAUCGCUCUACAACAGUAUUUUGAAUGAUGACGUGAAUGCAGAAGAUGUUGCGAAUGGAGUUUUUAAGUGGAUAGAUGAAAAUGUUACAUAUUCUGAAGGUUUGUAAGAAAGUAGCACGUUUCUUGUGUAGCUACUUUAAUCCCUGUGACCAUUCAAAGCUGAUUUCAUGCAAUUAUCCUCGUGUUUACUAAAGUAAAUAAUAUCAAAGGAAGGCAAUGUAUUUACUAUGUAUACAAUUUCUAUUUUGAUUGGUUGGCGACCUACAGGUAUUCUUCGUACAGUAUAUACUGCAAUUUUGACGUCACGCCUACAAAUAAACCUUCUCAAGCUGACCGAAGUUGUAUAACUUCUUUGAUUUUAUUCGAUUACUAUUUUGGUUAGUUGAUGUGAAUAAUAAAAUAAUUAUUGAAUUCGGUCUUCGCGUGAUAUCCUCUGAGGCAGAGAACUUGAUAAUUCUCGAUAUCACGCUCAACCUUGUCCAAUAUUAAUUAUCGGUGUUAAAAUUUGUUCCACAAUAGAUCUACAAAAAGCAGCCUCACGUAAUUUAUAUAUUUCUUUACCUAAGCUCGUCUCAUUUCGUCUAUUUUAGACAUGCCAAUAAGGACUAAGCGUCUUGUAGUGGAGAAGUGGAUGUCAAACUACUUGAUGUUUUACAAAACCUUAGUGUUUAGUCUUCAUCAAAGAAAUAACGAGUUGGAGUCUUUGCAUUCAGGUAUAUAAUACAAUAAUUAUUACAAAAAGUACAGAAAUACUACAAUUCAGACGGUAUUUCGAAAAUAGAAUUCGACCUCUCGAGCAAAUAGUAUGCCAUUCGUCAGGGAGUUGGAAAGCCUUGGAAUGCCGAAUUUGUUUUCGUUAAAGGUUGUGGAAUAGUUAUUCAUCUUUCCUGUUUUCUAAAAUAAGUUCAUACCUUGUUAUGGUUAUGAUACAAAAAUAAUGGUAUUCCAAUUGAUUUUUUGUUUUCCUAUUGUUUGAAAAAAUGUUAAUAAAAUGCUUGUGAUGUUACUCUGAAUGUAUAUCCGCACCGGGCAAGCUUGAAAAAUAUGCCCGACCACGGUGGGAAUCGAAUCAUAUUCACCUGAGUACAUUACACCAAUACAGAAAAAUCAAUGUUAAUCAAGAAACAAUGUUUGUUUGUUGUUAUUUUUCCUUUCCCGUAUUUUUUGUAUUAUUAUAAUAGCUUUGUGUUUUCUGUCUUUUUGUUUUAGAUAACGAUGUAGACGAGCCUUUACUUCUUCGCACGUACGCUACUUUAUCAAGUGCACCUUCCAUUAAGCAUGGAAAAAUCGCUUUAAUAAAACGAGGUGAAGAUUCUGCAUUAUGUCAGCUAGCGCGUGGUAUAAAAUCAUUUUCAGUAGUUUUAAAUCGCAACAUCGAAGAGUUUGAACAGCUUUUUGACGACCUAAGUGAUACGGAAAGCGAAUCAGAUGGGGACAUAAUCGAUCAUGACAGUGAGUCCGAUGUCGAUGAGAUUGGUAGCAAUGUAUCACUGAACAUUUUACCUGAGAAAGAAAAUGGUUUAGAAUCCAUAAUUGGAGAAUUAGCGUGCGAUGAUGUCAUCUGCUGGAAAUUUCCUGCAUCAGUCAGUCAGAGUACGUUGGCAGGAAAUGAUGAAAGUAAUGCAUGUAGCAUUAUUGCUACUUUAUUAGGCUACAAGUUCCUCAUGAAUGAGCUGGACAUUCAAGAUGAUACUAUAAGCCCACUUUGCUUAACCUGGAUAAAUACUGUAUGCAAAUGCAUUUCCAUUGGUAAUAUGGUUUAUAACACUUUCCGUGCGAACUUGCCACACAGAUAUCUUUCCAUCUAAGAAGCUGCAGAGUUGUUGUCUGGUCUGAUAAAUGUAGAAGUUGUUAAUAUCUUUCCUAUACGAUUUACAGAUCCCUACCAACCAUCCACUAUUGUUGCACAAUUGGCUCAUCUAAUGAACUCUGAUAAAUCAGUAGCGCAGUUAAUAAUUCAUGAGCGUACAUCCGUUUUUUUAUCCAAGGGCAGUAAAAUUGUAUAUUUUGAUUCGCAUCUACAUCCCCCGUAUGGCGCAGUUUUAGUUUCUGGAUCAAUGUUGAACUUAGACGACUUCUGUAGUUAUAUUUGGAACUUAGAAGCGCAUGACAUACAUGAGUUUGGGAAUCUCGUCCAUACUACGUAUCCAGAUGCUUAA
Messenger RNA from Paramuricea clavata, 18311 nucleotides. The record is from the annotation of a GenBank genome assembly. NCBI's taxonomy places the organism in Eukaryota, Metazoa, Cnidaria, Anthozoa, Malacalcyonacea, Plexauridae.